Messenger RNA from Sorex araneus (European shrew), 9212 nucleotides. RefSeq names its product ETS transcription factor ELK4 (gene ELK4). The transcript has 5 exons. Gene Ontology annotation, molecular function: DNA-binding transcription factor activity, RNA polymerase II-specific; sequence-specific DNA binding. The record is from RefSeq and is a predicted model, not a curated record. Gene Ontology annotation, cellular component: nucleus. NCBI's taxonomy places the organism in Eukaryota, Metazoa, Chordata, Mammalia, Eulipotyphla, Soricidae. Bases 178 to 1470 code for a protein of 430 amino acids. Gene Ontology annotation, biological process: regulation of transcription by RNA polymerase II; cell differentiation.
GGCACCCGGCGGGCUCGGCUCGGCCGCCGCCGCCUUGUCGGGCUCCGGCGCGGGGGUCGCAGCGGCCGCCGCGCCGCCCUCCAGCUGCCGGCGUGAAGCGGCGGCGGGCCGAGACGAGCGUCGUGGUCGAGGCGGACACCCGGAGGGAGCCCCGCGCGCGCGGCCUCGCUUGUUGCUAUGGACAGCGCCAUCACCCUGUGGCAGUUCCUCCUGCAGCUCCUGCAGGAUCCUCAGCACAAAAACACCAUCUGCUGGACCUCCAACGACGGGGAGUUCAAGCUUCUACAGGCCGAAGAGGUCGCUCGUCUCUGGGGCAUUCGGAAGAACAAGCCCAACAUGAAUUACGAUAAGCUCAGCCGGGCCCUCCGAUACUACUAUGUGAAGAACAUCAUCAAGAAGGUGAACGGUCAGAAGUUCGUGUACAAGUUUGUCUCUUACCCGGAGAUUCUGAGCAUGGACCCCAUGACAGUGGGUCGGAUCGAGGGAGACUGCGAAGCCCUGAGCCUCGGUGAGGUCGGCAGCAGCUCCAGAGAGAUGGAGAACGGGGGCCGAGAGAAACCCCCCCAGCCCGGCGUCAAGACCUCGAGCCGCAAUGACUACAUACACUCGGGCUUAUAUUCCUCGUUUACUCUCAACUCUUUGAACUCCUCCAAUGUGAAGCUUUUCAAACCUGUAAAGAGUGAAAAUGCCGCCGAGCGGUUGGCAGAGAAAAAGUCUCAGGAGCCGGCACCUUCCGUCAUCAGAUUUGUCACCACCCCUCCCAAGAAGCCGCCCCCCGAGCCCGUGGCUGCCGCCCUUGCCACGGGCCCGAGUAUCUCCCCGUCGUCCACAGAAACCAUCCAAGCCUUGGAGACGUUGGCUUCCUCCAAACUGCCUUCUCUGGACGGCCCCGCCCCGGCCCCCAGGGCGCCCCCUGCCUUUCCCGCCCCGCUGCCCGUGUCCUCCAUUUCCCCUCUGCAGGAGCCAGCUAGGACCCCCUCCCCACCGCUGAGUUCCAAUCCGGACCUUGACACGGACAUGGAUUCCGUGGCCUCUCAGCCCAUGGAGCUCCCCGAGGACCUGUCCCUGGGGCCUGCCGAGCAGGAGUCAGCCUUGCCAGAGAAGGACAAAACAAACAGCUCCUCCAGAUCCAAGAAGCCCAAGGGCCUCGAGCUGGCGCCCACUCUGGUGAUCACCGGCAGUGACCCGAGCCCCCUGGGGAUCUUAAGCCCCUCUCUCCCGACUGCGUCUCUGACUCCAGCUCUCUUUUCACAGACGCCCAUCCUGCUGACCCCGAGCCCCCUGCUCUCCAGCAUCCACUUCUGGAGCACGCUCAGCCCUGUGGCCCCCCUGAGUCCCGCCAGGCUGCAAGGUGCUAAUACGCUUUUCCAGUUUCCUUCUGUGCUGAACAGUCACGGGCCAUUCACUCUUUCUGGCCUGGACGGACCUUCCACCCCCGGCCCAUUUUCCCCAGAUCUUCAGAAAACAUAACCUCUGCACUUGCGGACUGAGAGAACCAAGGACGAAGGAGACAGACAUCAGCGUGAUUACAGUGAAGUGAGCGAUUGAUCGUCCUGAAGUGCUGGGAACAAACCAUGGUGAUUUGGGGCUGUUCCUCCACUGAAAUGCCUUUUUAGGGUUCCCUUUGAGAAGAACUCGAGCUGAACUGUGUGUCAAGAUGCCUUAUUGGAGUCCAAACUCCAUUGCCCUCUUUAUCAACUUUUUUUUUUAAAUAUUUUUAGUUUUAUUUUAAUGUUUGGUGGGAUUAGCAGCUGUGCUUUGCAAGAGGAAUCAAGAACAAAGGUAUUCCUGCCUUAUCGGGACACUUUGCCUGGAAAAAAAAAAGAAAAACUACGCCUCAAGUAUAUUAUUUAAAGAUAGACUAGUUCAGUGAAAUUGGUUAUGUCUUCAGGACUAAGUAUACUCUGUUGAAUAACUAAAAGUGAGCUGUAUGUAAGCAAUAGAGGAAAAGGAAUCAUUCCAUUUAUACGGAGUAAGAGUGGAAUAGUGCCAUUUCUACUUGCUCCAAAAGCAGAAUGGGGGGAAGAGUCUACUGUUGUCAGCUGUAACAUAUGUAAGUCAUUCUGCAAAGCAACACCUUUUCUCGCUGAUUCAGGGUGGGGUGCCUAGCCCUGUGUGUAAUCUCGCCUCAAGCCUGUCCCUAGAGCAUGGGUCCGUUCCAUCACAGGAAGAUUAUUUAACGUGGGGUUUGGGACAGCGUUGGAGACAGCCCAGGGGCAUAGGGGACACAUCAGCAGAGAAAUGUCUGUUCUCCGGGUCCGUACAUUAACAGCAUGGUUCCGGGGAGGAUGGGGCUGGGUUUUGAAAAAAAUCGAGGCAUCUCAGAGGAGAAGAUGGAGCUGGAUAAUCUGAAAGAGCACGUGGGCCUUUCCCAGCCAGAAGGUCCCCAGUGUGAAUGACCCCCUUCCUUCUGUCCAUUUUACCCUGUUUUCUACUACUAUAUAUUUAUCUUCUUUGAAAUUGAAGCUUAUUAGAGGUUGUGAUACUCUCAGAGCUGUAAUUAGGAAGAUGAAAAGCAAAGUAAAGCAAAUUGUUCUAAUGAGGGAGAAGAGGUCCCGCGCUCGUGCCGGGUCGGAGUGUGCCCGUCGGUGGUGACACGCCAAGGGUUCGCCACUGCAUGACCGACCGCAUAGAAUCUUCCCAUCGGGUCAUCGGUGCCUGCGGCGGAGAUGUGUUCAUCCCCCCCAACCUGAAUGGAUGUAUUGAUCCUGGCACCACAUUGGGGUCUUGGGGAAGCUCGACUUGAAGGUCUGAGGUUGGAUUGCAUGCUGCCGUCAUGGCACCUCCAGCCCCGCCCAUUAAACUCGCCUUGUAACCCUGGAAACAGUUUGCACAGUUCAGUCACCGGAACUAAGUGGAAUGAGAGAAUAAGGACUUGAGGGCUGAAAAUGAUACUGAUAGAAACCAGCAUCUCCCAGCUGUUUAAUAUUUGCUUUAAUUUUGUUUAUAUAGAGAAGCUUGUACAUGAGCGAGACAUCUCUCUAGGGUUUUGGUAGCAGAGGGACAAUAUUCAGGGAACUGCUUUUAUACUCGUAGAUUAUAGUGACCUGUUACUAGGUUUUUUUUUUUUUUUUUGUGGUCAUCAGCCUAACGUUCUGUUUCUGAGAUGUGCAAUACUAGUGUUGAGAGGUAGUAUUGAAUAGCGAGGGGGAGCAGACCUAUUGAAUUUUCUUUAUCCCCUAUUGGAAUCGUUCGUUUGCAUGCCUCUUUGAAAUCAAAUCUCUCAGCAGCACUUUGGAAUUGUUCUAAGUUAAUUAGGUUAAUUAGCAUUUUGUACAUUAAGGAAAUGUUUUGGUGGCUUGAUUUAACUAGAUUCUUAACAUUUUGAAAGCACAAAAAGUAUUUAUCUUUUUUAAUUGAAGGAGAAAAGCCAUGGGUUUGUUUUUAUAAAUGAUACCUUUGAUAAUCAUCUCGACACAGGGGUGCCUGGGAACGGGGGUCCGAGUGACUUCCUCGGAGCUGGUCUUGGCGCCCACCGGCUGUCCGCUGGCUCUGUCCUUCCCCUUGAAGCCUCUGAGAGGUGAUGAUGAUUAUGUUCUCUUUGAGAUCAGCCAAUCUGGGGAAGUACUUGUUUCCCGUUUUAAAUGAAAGUUUACAACCCUAGCUCCAGUGUGUGAGGCAGACCAUUCUGUUUGUAAACUACCUCCCAGAAAAGUCUCCAUUUCAUCAUUUAAAAAAAAAAAAAAUCUACAGAGUUCUCAGCAGGAAAAGGUGACAUACACCCUUCAGAUCCAGAUUCCCUGCAAAGACUUUGCCGUGGGGCUCUGUGGCAGGAAUUUGUCACUUACCACUUGCCCACGAUGAAAAGGUGUUGAGCGGAAGUGACGUGAAUUCAGACGGGAGUGCAGAGUGAGCUCUGAAGGGCCUGCUCUGGUCACCGCCACUAUCCUCCGCUCUGGCCCCUGGCUGGAAAGUGCUUACCCGGGUUCUCUGAAUCCGUAGCAUCUUCUGCUUUCCGUGAUGGGAAUUCCUUUACGUCCGGUGGGACUUGAGAUCCCCCACUGUGGACUCAAGAAGGGAUCUGCCCCUGGUGUCUGUCCCCACUGGCUGCGCAGCUCUGCUGAAACCGUUGUUCUCAUUCACCUGCCGAUGUCUAAUCACAUGUCUGACUUCACCUUUUCUUGGUUUUUUUUUUUUUUUUUUUUUAACCAGUGCUUUUGUACGGCAUAUUCCUCAUGGCAGAGUUUUCACACAGGUGGAAGCAUUGAUAUUGAUUUUUUUUUUUUUAAGAAACAAAAGCAAAAGCUUGUACAUAAUGGAAGAAUCAUAAAACUGUUUUUAAAAGGGUUAGGCUAAGCUUCUUAGACUUCAGCUAUGAGCAUUUUCUUUCUCUUUUGAUGAGGAAAGUAAGUCAUGAGCCUAUAGACUUAAAGAGUACUGGAUAUUUCUUUAAAACUGGAAAAUCCCUUUGAAGGUUUAUACGCUGUUUGAGAAGAUGAAUGAAGGCAGGCCCGGCUGUUGAAUCUGUUUACCUGGCACGGCCCCUGUUCCUCCCCGCGUUGGCCUGCCGCUUCAGUCUGGGGCCGAUGACUCAGAGGCCUCCGGUGGGGAGCUGCCGCUGCCGGCUGUGCUCUCUCUCUGCGGUCCUUCACUUCUGUCGUCCCUGUCUCCGUCUGUGCCCCAGCCUCAGGUUUGAGAAGGCAGUUGUGUACGUUUCUAACGAGUCACCCCUCUUCGAGGCACUCACGGGCAUUUCAGAAAACAGACCUCUUUUGAACACAUCUGGAUCUUUUUGAGCAUAAAUUCUCUCUUUUUAACUUUUGCCUGGGUGUGCUGUUCUGUACAUAGUGAGGCAUCACAGUAGUGAUGCGGGGCGGCACGGAAAGCAGACGUUGAGAGUAGAAGUUCUUGUGUGUUUUUUUUCUUUCCCCACUUAGGUGGCGCACUCGCUCCAGCUAACCAGCACUGACUCGGGAUACCCAUGGCCUGAUUUGGGGGUCAAACUGUGGGCAGGGGGCUUUGGUUGUGACACAUGGAGAAAUCCUCUACAUAUUUGAUCUAAUUUCCAUGUAAAAUCUCUUAAGAGAUUUAAAAUUUUUCGGAAAAACUUGUUACCAGCUUUCUGAAGUUCCACGUGAAAUAGUUUUUCAUAAAUUGCUCAGUGACCAGCAUCACUUUUUUCCUAGAACUUCACACACUUAUCAUUGAUUGUGGUCUCUGCCCUCUUCAGAGUAGGUGUGAUUAAGUUUACUCUAAUUAUUAAUCUGCUUACAUACUUCCUAAAGCACAUUUGUAUUCUACCAAUGAAUUCAAAAUCAUUUCCGGUUUUAUCUUAAAUAUAUGAUAAUACUAAUCUCCAUUUUAUUGCCAUAUUAAUUUUUAGAUUUUUUUUUCCCCAUGUGUAACAUUUUGGCAUCUGAAAGAGUGUUUUUCCUUCUGGUUUUGUUCUGCCCCUCACUUCCCUUGGCACAACCGGAAGCCCAGGAUUGCCCCAGGGGCCGUUGUGUGAUGUGUGUGUGGGUGCAGGCUGGGGGAGGCAGUCGUCUCUCUGCUGGACUCUGGAUGAAUUGCCAAACCACCGGGAACUAAGCGGUGAAGAGAUUGCUCCCGACACAGUCUGUUUUGUGAGGGGAUGACCGAAUGUGUUAUUUCUGAGAUGGGCUGGAGGCGCGAAUGCUGCCGCUACAGAGCCCAGCCAUAACUGUCUUCAGCGGUUACCCGGCGCAGAGAUGGGGAGAGUAUUUUCUGGAUUUUUCUGUCUGGUUUGGAGUUAUCAGGGAAAUGCUUUGUUCCUGUGCUCUUGGCACUGCCCCGUUAGCCGUUCGCCCCCUGUGUGUCCGAGACCCUGCGCCCUCAAGCUGAAGGCUUAGUUUUAAAUGCGAGAAUCUGUGUGGGUGGGACUGGGUUAGGCAAGAGAGAAGGCGGUUUGACUUCAUUUCUCAUACUUGGUGGAACCUGCUAGCGGGAGAGUCAAGUUGGGGCCUGUGCGCAGCCAAUCUGGAGGGGCGGCGUUGCCAGUGCAGAUGGUCCUUCCGAAGCCGCCUUCUGCGAGCUCCUUUUCUGGGGGGAAAAUAUUGGGAUAGAUUGACCAAAAAUUAGGGUAAAUGAACCAGAAGACAGCCAUGCCUAGGGUACUGCCAUCACACUUAGCCACUCUAAGAGCUGGAAGUGGGCAUGGUUUGUGUGUAUAAGAGGGGGAAUGUUGGCUCUAAGCUUUUAUUUUUUUUUUUAAAUAGCAGCCAGGACUUUCAUGCUGUUGUUAGCAGUAUUUUAAAUGAAACAAUCAAACAUAGUAAGUCUCUUGGACUCUGUACUCUUUUUCAGUGUAGUCGUAUGAGGUUUAGAAUAUUACUUUUAAGUUUUGUUAGAGUUUUUCUUUCCAAGUCAUUCUGAUUUAUUGGCUGAGCACAUAUGUACUAACAAACUGAGGAUGUUUUUCUGUUCUUGUAUAAGUAAAUAUGUUUUUCCAAGGGAGCACACAGUACUCAUCCUUUAGGGUGGCUUACAGGCUGUUUUAUAUACUAAAAUUGAAAAAUAGGCUGCACUUUGCAGUUCUCACUUUUUAAGAAUCAGUACCUUGCACAUUUCAGCUUUUUUAAAGAUGUAGACUCAUAGGCCUUAAAGACAGAUUGCUUUGCCAACGUUUCAGAAAUACAGUGUGAUAUAUUAUAAACAGUCAUCUUAAACUAUUCUUUUUGUUCUAGCCUUUCAGCAAGUAAAGCUGUCCGUUCACAAAAUUUUCUUAUUUUUGCUUUUGUGAAAGUGCUUAUGUGGGUGCUAAGAUUUCCAGAGAGGAGGUCUACACUAGAAACAGCAUUCUAACAUACAGAUUCCACCAAGGAUUGAGACAAACAAUCGAGAAAUUCUGACACUGUAACUGUUUGUUCUCUUAAAUCACAUAUAAUAAGCAGAAACGUGAGAGUAUGUUGGGCUGGAUAUUCUCAACUCUGUCUUAUUUCCCAUCUCGUAAGAGACUCACUCUGGGUCCUGUCUCUUCCCAGGAUUAGGAGCCUGGGAUCCUCUGGACGGGGGUGGGUAGGGUGGGGGUGCCCAGUUUGGGGUCAGGGUUCUGGUUAGUGGCAUCAUUCAUGUAUGUCUCGAGUUCAGGAGCGGGAAGGCCAUAUGCUGGCAUGAAAUCACUUGGCACUUUGAGGGCACCAUUAUUAGCACUGUUUCGCGGGGAGCACAGCCAGCAGUGCUCGGGGGACCAUGUGGUGCUGGGGAUCAAAACCAGGGCUCUCAUAGGUAAAGCAUGCACUCCAGCCUUUUGAGCCAUCUCCCCAGUGUGCGUGCGUGCGUGCGUGCGUGCGUGCGUGUGUGUGUGUCUGUGUGUGUGGUGCUGGGAACUGAAUUUAGGGGCUCACACAUGCCAGGCAAGUGCUCUGACAGCCCCAGCAGCACUGUUUUGUUUUUAAUAACUGGAAGCACUUCAUGAUAAUUUUUUUGUUUGUUUAAUUUCAACUUAUGCUUAGUGAGGGUGAGGGAAAUUAAGUUUUCUUUCUUGUUUAUAUUUUCUGGAACUUAAGCCUUCGGCAAAGGGAUAAAAUGGAUUACUGACUAAGCCGUUCUCCCAGGCUCUGGUAAGGUAUGCUCUUUUGGCGAGGAUGUUCUUAAGUCAUUUGCAAGCUUUCAGUAUUGUGCUUUUUAAACCUAUAUGAGUUUCUAAAUGAUUUGUAGUUGAUGAAUUAACACUCAGCUUGUACACGGUUUCAGUUUAAGUUUCUGUUUAAUCAUUGUUACAGAUGUCUGUUAUGUGGGGGGACAUGGCCCCUUCUAAGACAUUUCAUGCAAUUUGCUUUUGAGGGCAGUAUUACCAAUGGCCUUUGUGUGUACAUUACAGUCAUUGCUUGUAUUGUAGAGCAGUCUGUCUUUUGAAUGACUCUGUCGGUAUUAGUGGACUGAGGUGCAUAUAUGUAGAGAUAGGGAAGAAGUGAGUGCAGUUAAUUUCUGGUUUGUCGAGGCCCUCUCAGGCCUGGCCUUUCGGUCUUCUCGAACCACACGCCUCUCCAGUUCUUCGCCUUUGCCUUCUCGCCCUUUCAUUUACCUUUGUGGGUCAGGAAGAUUAAAUGUAAACUCUAGUCCCGCCAUUGUGCUACGGGUUAGCCUUGGUUUGGUUAAACCAAAUUUUUGACUAAAACUAGGUUUCUAGAAUUAUGCCACUUACACGACAGAGAAUCAAAUUAGCGAAAAGAAAGUAUGACUUUGUGUUCUGAGAAAUGCACAGUUGGCUGGGAGCCCCAUGGGUCUUCACAUGUGGCACUGUUGAAAAUCGGGCCCCAGUUAACAGUGGAGGAUUUUCACCUACCAAGUCUAACUCGAAGAGCAGUGGCUUCCUCCUAAGCGUGGGCAGGUUACUCCGCUCCUGCCCGUGCCUUAGUUUGGGAGACUCGAGACCACCAGCGGCUUUUCCUCAAAGCCCCGUCACCUCGCUGGCAAAUCAGUGACCUCGUGGUUUAUUUUCCCUGACUUCAUGAAAUCUCUCCUUCUACUCCGCAUCCUUCACUUCUGUGUGCGUGGAAUACUCACAUGCAGGGCACAUGCACAGCCCCCCAGAGAAAGGAGUGACUGUUACAGUGUCGGUCCUCACUUAGCUUAAUUUCAGUGUAACUGAAAUUAUUAGGAAGAAUUCCGAGUACUUUAGAGUAUUAAAACCACUUUCCCCUUAUUUUCUUUUUCCUAAAAAAGCAAUUAUAAUUGUGCGUAAUUACUCUUAAGAAGAUAACCUUAAUUGUUAAUGCAACUCGUGAGAAACUGCCGUACCUUCCAGUUAAGCUGUGAGACUUAACUAUUGGGAUGCAAGAGGUGUUGGGAAAGGUUGAUUUGGAAAACUAAUUAGUGUCUUGAAUUUAUUUGUAUGUGGCAAAGAAACUACCGAGUUUAGAUGGGUGGGGAAGAGGAGGCGCUGGCACUUGGAGCGCUUUCUAAUAAACUGCUUUUAAAGAAAGACCUGCUUCGUGCAUUCCCAGACACAGUGGAGGGCUGUUCAGAGUUUGCAAUCAGUCUGAUCGUUUUUCUAUUGCUUCAAGUUUUUUUAUGCAGAAAUUCUUUUUAAAUUCUGCAGUGGUUAUAUGCACCUUUUAAGAAAGAUGAUGUGUUAAGAAAAACUUAUGUAAGAACUGACAGGAAUUUGCUUUGUAUAAUGGCAAGCUGGCUUUCAAAAGCACUAUAGCAAUUUACUAAAGUUUAAAACUAUAUAGAUAUGUUAAUAGAUAUAUGUGCAACUAGACAUGAACAAUUGUAUUUUUUUAAAUAAAUAUUUUUAACAAAGAGAA